This is a messenger RNA of Choloepus didactylus (southern two-toed sloth), 1173 nucleotides long. RefSeq names its product mitochondrial import inner membrane translocase subunit Tim23. Gene Ontology annotation, cellular component: TIM23 mitochondrial import inner membrane translocase complex; mitochondrial inner membrane. Gene Ontology annotation, molecular function: transmembrane protein transporter activity. The record is from RefSeq and is a predicted model, not a curated record. Gene Ontology annotation, biological process: protein import into mitochondrial matrix. Lineage: Eukaryota; Metazoa; Chordata; Mammalia; Pilosa; Megalonychidae. Bases 141 to 770 code for a protein of 209 amino acids. The transcript has 7 exons.
UAGCGGGCGCUGCCGCCCGGAAGGUCGGCGUGUGAGGGAGGUGGUGGUAACGCGGGUCUUCCCGCGGUUACUGAGGCGCAACGGCCGAGCAGAAGACCUCAGCCUGAGGCAGCGGCGAGAAGCAGACGGGCAGGCACACCAUGGAGGGCGGCGGGGGAAGCGGAAACAAAACCACCGGGGGCUUGGCCGGCUUUUUCGGAGCCGGCGGAGCUGGUUACUCGCACGCGGAUUUGGCUGGCGUUCCCCUAACUGGUAUGAAUCCUCUGUCUCCUUAUUUAAAUGUGGAUCCUCGCUAUCUUGUGCAGGAUACAGAUGAGUUUAUUUUACCUACUGGAGCUAAUAAAACCCGGGGCAGAUUUGAACUUGCCUUCUUUACCAUUGGAGGGUGUUGCAUGACAGGGGCUGCAUUUGGGGCAAUGAACGGUCUACGACUAGGACUGAAAGAAACGCAAACCAUGGCCUGGUCAAAACCAAGAAAUGUACAGAUUUUGAAUAUGGUGACCAGGCAAGGGGCCCUUUGGGCUAAUACUCUAGGUUCUCUGGCUUUGCUCUAUAGUGCAUUUGGUGUCAUCAUCGAGAAGACACGCGGUGCAGAAGAUGACCUCAAUACAAUAGCGGCUGGAACCAUGACAGGCAUGUUGUAUAAAUGCACAGGUGGUCUUCGGGGGGUAGCACGAGGUGGUUUAGCAGGACUAACACUUACCAGCCUCUACGCACUAUAUAAUAACUGGGAGCACAUGAAAGGCUCCUUGCUCCAGCAGUCACUCUGAAGAUUUUGCCGAGUCGUGAAUGGAGGACACUUUAAUAGUCAUCCAAAUCAACUUAUAAGUCAAUCUGGACUUAUUCUCUCUUCUACCUACAGUUAGUUUGAAAACUGGAUGUUCUGAUUUGCUGUGAUGAAGAUUGCUGAUGGUUUACCAGGACUGGCACUCCUUCCACCCAUGAGGGGCCAUGGUCCUUUGAUGGCUCACUGAGUAAUGUGCUUCUCGCCUCUAGGUGAAGAUCCCGCACACGUUCACAUUCUGCUACCCCUGAACUGGAAAACCACUUGCUCCCAGAAUUCAGGCCAAGUUUGUGGUCAACACUUACCAAGUUUGUCAUUUAAUGAUCCUGAACUGUAGUGUUGCCAUAUAUUACCAAUAAAGGGUAAAAUUAGAACCAGUCUUAAUUCCA